Messenger RNA from Schistocerca nitens (vagrant locust), 2715 nucleotides. It is a transcript of the gene SF2, whose product is annotated as serine/arginine-rich splicing factor 1A. The transcript is spliced from 4 exons. Gene Ontology annotation, cellular component: cytoplasm; ribonucleoprotein complex; nucleus. NCBI's taxonomy places the organism in Eukaryota, Metazoa, Arthropoda, Insecta, Orthoptera, Acrididae. Bases 134 to 859 code for a protein of 241 amino acids. Gene Ontology annotation, molecular function: mRNA binding. The record is from RefSeq and is a predicted model, not a curated record.
CAAGCCGUUGUAACAAUCAAUUUGGCGCCGGAGAACUUGGCCGCCAUUUAACGCCAUUUUAGUGUUUUGGUCGCGUGGAUUUUAGAUUGUGUUAUUAAUAUUCACAGUGGAGGGAGAUACAGAGAAAUCAGAUAUGUCUUACGGUAGAAAUGAAUGUCGAAUUUAUGUGGGUAAUCUUCCACCGGACAUCCGUACUAAAGAUAUUCAGGAUUUGUUUUAUAAAUUCGGGAAGGUAACUUUCGUGGACUUGAAGAAUAGAAGAGGACCGCCGUUCGCGUUUGUGGAAUUCGAAGAUCCUAGGGAUGCUGAGGAUGCAGUCCACGCAAGGGAUGGUUAUGAUUAUGACGGAUACCGUCUGAGAGUAGAAUUUCCCCGUGGCGGUGGUCCUGGGACUUUCCGUGGCAAUGGUCGAGGCGGUGGUGGAAUGGGUGAGAGAGGUGGCCGUGGGCGAGGGCCUCCAGCUCGCAGAUCGCAGUACAGAGUUCUUGUUACAGGUUUACCACCUUCAGGUAGUUGGCAGGACCUAAAGGACCACAUGCGAGAAGCUGGUGAUGUUUGUUUUGCGGAUGUUUUUAAGGAUGGAACUGGUGUUGUUGAGUUUCUUCGGUUCGAAGAUAUGAAGUAUGCUGUAAAAAAACUAGACGACUCAAGGUUUCGUUCACAUGAGGGAGAAGUUUCCUACAUCCGUGUGAAAGAAGAUUAUGGGGGUGGUGGCAGUGGAGGCCGUGGGAGUGUUGGAGGUGGGCGUUCUCGCUCUCGCAGCUAUUCACCUCGCAGGCGCGGCUCACCCACUUACUCCCCUGUCAGGCGCAGCUUUUCUGAUUCGCGUUCUCGCUCUCGGUCACGAUCCUACAACUGAGAGGUUAAUAUCAUUUCUGUCCUAGACAUUGUCAUUUUUACCCUGCAAACUUUGAUGAUGAGAUUUUACAGACUUGGAGAGACUGCAUAAUGUGACUGUGUUUACCACCCUUCACCACUGCCUAAUCCUCUCUGUAUGACAACCAUGUUAAGUUCAUAAGAUAAUCAAUGCUUAUUAUUUCUGUAACUUUUUAUGCAUGAAUGAGAAGUGUGUAAUUUUAAUUUUUGCGUUUUCAAUGUUGUGUGAAUGGUAGAUGGCACCAGUUUAGAAAGUAUUAAAUGAGUACUGAAGUGUAUUAUAAAAAUAUGUUUCUGCCAAACUUCAGAGGAAUGAAAACUCAAUAGUGUGACAGUACUACAUGGUACAGAAUUGUCUUCUUAACUAGAAAUAAUAUCCAAAUCAUUUUUGUAAUGAUAUGCAUAGUUGUCAGACCCAAUAAGAUGCUUGUGUACAAUAAUUUCUAAUUUGAAGUAGCCACACUCUUCAUAUAAGGCUGUGCAAAGCAUUUCAGAGCAUUUAGGACACAAUAAUGUUUAUAGAUAUUGUAGUUUUAUAUAGAUGUGGAAGUUUCUUCUCAGAGUCUCUGUCAGGGAAAUGUUGAAACUGAAUAGGGUCAUGAGUUGGUAACAGUCACACUUCCAUGCAUUCUUAAAAAGAUCACUUUUGAUUCAAACCAAAUGUAGUUAAUAUUGCUGAGCUUUGGUGCUGUGUAACAUGUAUCAGGUAAUUGAGUAAAUGAUCAAGUUUUGGCUCCCAAUGUCAGUAAUAUUAGGUCUGUUGGUAAACAGAAUGGGAUAUGAGAAGCAGAAAAAAAUCUGAUACAGUUAAGGUUACAAGAACUUUUGUUAUCUGCUUGACUUGAUGAACAAGGGAUUCAUUUGUAUUGUCAUUUUUCUUGUGUACUGUUUCCUAAUGCUGCACUCUUGAGUGAGUGCAUCAGAUUUUAAAAGUCUGAUUCUUCAGACUGUAUCAUAUAAUAGUUGACCAUUGCUAUACAUUUCACAAUUCUGUCAAUACUGCCCUUGGGUAGGUUUCCGCCCAUUCUUGAUUGGAAUGGAAUUGGCAGUAUUUGGUGUCAUUCCCCGAAAUAAAGAAUGCAGCUUGGUUUUGUAGAUGUUGAUGGAUAAAUUUGUCAAUGUGUUCUACUUUGAGCCCCCUUAUUGGUGUGUCUUACUACAUAAAAAUGUCUCUUAAACAAAAAAUGGCAGAACAUUCAGGAGUAGAUGAGUUUUAGAGUAAUUAUUGAACGGGAGCCUUCUGCUUCUUGCAUAACUUAAGAUUAACUUUCUGUAUAAGUAAUAGAAUUCUUGACUUAAAACAUUCUUGGAACUAUUUCAUUAAGUUGCCCCAAACUUGACAAAAAUCACACUUAACUGAAUAUAGUAACUUAUAAUUGCUGAAUAUUUACUGUAAAUGUACAUUAUUUUUUCUGUUGGAAAACUAAACAUAUUUUGUAGCAGUGGGCAAUUCCAAGGAAUGUCAGUUUAUUCGUUAAGUCAGGAUCUUGCAUAGUUACAUUGAAGUAUUUGUUCUUUUUUUCAUGUUGUAUUGUAAUUUCAUUGGAAGUGAAUGUACAAAUUUAUUGUAUGUCUUUAAAGUGCAACUAUUAUGAAGGUAGUGCUUAGUUGGAAAAAAUGAGUUACAGCCACUAGUAAAUUUAAUUUCAUAAGCUGCUUUUGGCAUCACCUUCAUAGAGUCUCACUUCAAAGAUGCUAAAUGUUUUGGUGCCUUAUAUUGCAUUAAUUGUGUUUUUUUUUUCUCUUUUUCCCGUGCACAUUGGAUAGCAAUUGUAUUGGAUGUAUCAACAAUUUGGAAUACAUACACAAUAAAGGAUUGAAUCUGAUUUCUAAAAAGUA